Glycine soja is the source of this 3566-nucleotide messenger RNA. RefSeq lists its product as uncharacterized. The record is from RefSeq and is a predicted model, not a curated record. NCBI's taxonomy places the organism in Eukaryota, Viridiplantae, Streptophyta, Magnoliopsida, Fabales, Fabaceae. Gene Ontology annotation, molecular function: RNA-DNA hybrid ribonuclease activity; nucleic acid binding. The transcript is spliced from 3 exons. Bases 2390 to 3391 code for a protein of 333 amino acids.
AAAUAGUUUUUGGGGUAAAAUAAGUAUUUAUAAGAUUAUAUAGAUUUUGUGCAAUUAAUUAGAGGUGCCAUUUUUAACGGGUGUUGUAGGAUGCUCAGACCUUUCCUACAUGUAAUUGACUCUUGAACCUAUUUUUGGUUUCAUUGACCAUUCAUUUUUUAAGAAUUUUUCAUUUUUUUUCCUCAAGAUAAAAAUAUUAGUGGCGACUCCAUGUUUUAAUAAAUUCAUUUGUCGUCCUCGUCAUGAUCCCAAUUGUGACAUAUGACGACUUCACCUAGAACUUUGAGAGUCAGGCCUUACAAAUUGCGCAAAAUUAUAAUUUUAUAAAUAUAUUUUUUACCCUUUUUUGUUGAAUUUAUUUUGUUGUAAACAUUUUCCCUUUUGUUUAUUAUUUUUCCUUUUUGUAAAUAUGGUUUGUGUUAACCCUAGGGUAGGAGAUUAUUAUUUUUAUAUAUAAUUGUAUUUUGUUUUGUUCUUUAUGUUUAGAUUUGGGUAGUUGUUAGGGUCACAGGUUUGUAUGUUCCCACACACACUUACAUCACACUUUUUUUGGGCUCCAUACCUAAGUCUAUGCGAGUCUUGGAGUAGAAGGUACCUCAAUAAUUGUUAUUGAGGGGUUUGAUGCCUACUUGACAGUUGUUGAGUUACCACUAAGAUCGUUAUCGAUAUCAUGGGUCUCUCAGAUUAAAAGGACAUUUUCCCUUCUUUUGGUUGAUUCAUGGGUUGGAUCCUUGUUUGUGUGAUAAGGGCAAUCAUAGAGCCAAUAAAUCUUUAGGAAUCUAGAUCCACCCUUGAAACUUUACAUAAAUACAUUGACUUAGUGAUCUCCCAAAGAUUAUGCCCAUGACCUUUUAUUAAUAUCCUAUCCUAGGUUUUCACCUUAAGUAGUCACAAGGGGAACAUAUCCUUCCUCAUUUUUGUACCUAUUCAUCAUAACAUGCAUUUAGCAAUAACAAGAUAUUAAUAUUCUAUGCAUAACAUGCAUUUUCCCUCUGCAUCUAAUGUCUUAACCAUUAGUUAGUCAUGCUAAGAAGAAGAAUCAUGAAUACAUGCAUACUAGGAGCAUGUAGAUUACAUCAGUUUAUAUAUAUCUCAUCUUACUAUUUAUUUUUGUUAGGAAUAGAUAGUUGAUAGUGUUCAAAAUGGAGGAUUCAAAGUCAUACUAGCAAAAGCAUGAGAAUUGAUGUAUUGAAAAACGACAUCAGUUCGUUUUUGCUAGCUUGUUUUUUUUUUAUUGUAUCACAUCGAUUUUGGAGAAAACUGAUAUUGUAUAGUUGUUAUAAAUAUCAUUUUUGUAACUGAUGUUAAAAGUAACUUACUUUAACGAUGAUAUGUGAUUUUAAUAUCAUUUUAAAAUUGAUGUUCAAUGUCUAAAAUAACCGAUAUUAAAUAUCAAUUUUCGAAUAGUGAAGUCUCCCACCAAACAAACAAUGCCUAAGUUUUAAGGGUUUGAAUAUGUCAUUAUAGAGAUGCAUCAAUUCUCAAAGUAUGAUACCGAGGAAACAACCAAAUUAUUCUUCAAGAACAUAGUGAAAUCUUGGGGGAUACAAAAGGAGCUAUCAUAAGUGACAAGGAUAUUCGCUUCACAUAGAGAAGCUAUAGACUAAACAAUUUAUCAAGUUACUGGAGAUAAAGUUAGUUGCAUUUGUCUACGAGCUUUCACCCAUAAACUAAUGGGCACAACGAACAAGUGAAUGCAUACUGCUACCUUAUGGACUCUAUUUAUGAGAGUCUUCAAAAAUGGGAAUUUCGUUUUUUUUACUACUUUCAGCAUUCGGCCUAGAGUUUUUUUUUUUUUCACUUAGUCUCCUCCUUUUUUUUCAUUUUCAUAGUACUCUAUAUUGCCCUUAUGACAGAACUAUAUAUGCCUGCAAUUUCACAACCAGUAACAUUAUUUUCAUUAUUUUAAGUAGCUCAAUCAAUUAAUUUUUUUACUUGAAUUAAUAACAUCUCUUUGUCAAUUAUUCGAAGAAGAAAAACAAGAACCUUUCUUUUAUGAUUUUCUUUGAACUGUUUCGUUUUGUUUCUUAAUACGAUUUCAUUUCAUUUUUUUCUCGAAGAGUUUCCUCGAGUGGUUUCUUUUUUCCCAUUAUCUUCCGUCGCAAUAUUCAGAGGUUAGUUAGAUUCUUUUUCUCAUUAAUUAUCAAUUAAGUUUCUCAAUUAGACUGGUAAAUUGAAUAGCAGUACUCUUAUCCUUAAUCAUACAAUAAGGCUAUUCCGAUAAUAAUAAUAAUAAUAACUACUCUACUAAUUAAUAUUUCUUUACUUGUUUUUCUUGUGGGUACGUGUGUUUUCUGUUUCCAAGUUUUUUGAAGAUGGUAUCAUUAUGCAUAAGGUAGCCACAAUAGUUUUUCUUCUUGCAGUUUAUGGCAUGGCACAUUGAAAUCACAUGGCAAGUGGUAGUUCAAGUGCGUUGAACUCAAAUUCAAAGGUGGCGGAGGGUAUAUGGAAAGCAGCGGCAUCACUAAGGUGCAGGAAACUAUUGUGGCGUGCGUGCAGGGAAGGAUUACCCGUGAGAUCUUUGUUGUUACAAAAGGGCAUCAUCAAAGACGAUGACACGUGUCCAUGUUGUGGCACGUGCAAGGAAACAACCACACACGCUUUGUUGCUAUGUGAAGGGGUUAAGCCCUUUUGGUUAGGGUCUCCAUUGGGGCUUAGAGUGGACUCCUGGCACAAUGUGGCCAAUAUCACCAUGUUACAAUGGGUUGAUCAGUGUGUGGAUGUUUUGGACAAGAGAGGAAUGGGCAUGUUAUGUGCCAUGGUGUGGGGUUUGUGGAACAAACGCAAUGCUUGGGUUCUAAAAAAGAAGAAAUUGGAUUUCGCACAGGUUAUGGCCAAGGCCUUGUCUGUCUUUGUUACUGAUGAGUGGGUCCCACCUUUGGAUUCCAAAAUUAAGGCCAACUUUGCUGCUUCUGUGAUAGAGGAUGUUGGGACCGGAUUGGGAGUGGUUUUUAGAAACUCUAAAGGUGAACCUAUGGCAUCAGGUACAUAUUUUAUGGCAGAUGAAUGUUAUGAUUCCGAAAUUGCUGAUACACUCUGCUACAAGUGGGCUAUUGAGAAAGCAGAGGAGCUCUGGUUUCCUGAAGUUAUUUUCGAAACCGAUUGCCAACAGUUGUACACUCAGUGGAACAUAUUAACACAAGGAAACAACAACACUAGUGAUUACACUUCCUACCUGAAUGAAAUUCUAGAUGAGUGCAUAAACAUGAUGCAGGGCACAGAAUCAUCUCUGACAUUGGUGGUUCACAAUGCCAAUAAAGUGGCACAGUGUUUAGCAGCAGUGGCUUAUGAUUAUGGUGAGAGAAUUUGGGUUGAGGAUGUGCCUAAUGAGGCAUCAGAAUGCUUGCAAUCUGAUGCUGCAGAAAUAGCCAAUGUUUCUUCCAAUCAAUAAAAAGUGAACAUUGUUUUGCAGGACUAGAAACUUAAUUCUGCAAUUGAUUUUUCUCUUAAUAAAGAAAAUUUUACAUGUACAAUUUUAGGUAUGAUAUGUUGUUGCAUUGAGAUAUAAUUGGAGUUUGACCAUGUUUUGACCACACAAGUUUCUUUUCUACAUGAUUUUAUCGUUA